UAUGAGUACACAUUCUCAAAGCAAUGGUGAAAGUAUUAGCAUUGUUGAUGGUGAUGAGGCAUUGAAAUCUCAAGGAGGCGUGGAUGUUACUGAAGAUAAAUUGGUUUCAAUUAGUUCUGUCAGCUCUUCGGCUGAUGAUCGAAGUGUUGGAAAUAGUACUGAUGAAGAUGUUCAAGACAAUGCUGAUUUAGAAGAACGUGAAGAAUUGUUGGCUACUGGUGAUGAGCUUCAAGAGACUGAUGUGGAAUUGAUUGAUUCUGGUAAUGAAGUUUCUCUGUUAGAUGAGAAACAUGAGGCUGCCCGUGGACGAGCUAUUUCUCGACUUAUUGGAUUUAGUUUGGUUUUGAUUAUAGUGCCGUUAACUGCGAUGUACUUGUCAUAUCGAUUUAUUUUUACUGGUAAUUUUUAUAAAAAGAUUAGUUUUAUUAUUUUGGUAGCAACAAAUUAUUUCCAUUUGCCUCGUGACAAAGCUGUUUUGUAUGGUGGACUUGUUGCUGCUGCUUUAGUUUAUGUUAUUUUGGGUUUGUUUGCGUGGAUUGCUUAUAAAGAUGAACAACAAACAGAAAUAACUGAUGAUAAAACUAAAAACGUGGAAAGUAAAAAAAUUGAUUAA
Messenger RNA from Meloidogyne enterolobii, 613 nucleotides. Lineage: Eukaryota; Metazoa; Nematoda; Chromadorea; Rhabditida; Meloidogynidae. The record is from the annotation of a GenBank genome assembly.